AUGGCAUUAAAAAAGGUCAAAGGGAAUUUAGAACGUAUGUUUGAUAAAAACUUGAGCGAUCUCGUACGAGGGAUUAGAAAUAAUAAAGACAAUGAAGGUAAAUACAUUGCACAAUGUAUGGAAGAAAUAAAACAAGAAUUAAGGCAAGAUAACAUUUCAGUAAAAGCGAAUGCUGUCGCCAAGUUAAUUUAUUUACAAAUGUUAGGUUAUGAUAUAUCAUGGGCUGGUUUCAACAUAAUUGAAGUGAUGUCUUCCAAUAAAUUAACAUUUAAAAGAAUUGGUUAUCUAGGAGCGUCACAAAGUUUUCAUCCCGAUUCGGAAUUAUUAAUGUUGACCACGAAUAUGAUAAGAAAAGAUUUAAAUUCUCAAAAUCAAUAUGAUGCUGGUUUAGCUUUAUCUGGUCUCUCUUGUUUUGUGAGCACAGAUUUAGCUAAAGAUUUAGCUAAUGAUAUAAUGACUCUGUUAAGUUCGACAAAGCCAUAUAUUCGUAAAAAAGCAGUUUUAAUGAUGUACAAAAUAUUCUUAAGAUUUCCCGAAGCUCUUCGUCCUGCUUUUCCAAGACUGAAAGAAAAAUUAGAAGAUCCAGAUUCUGGUGUUCAAAGCGCUUGCGUUAAUGUUGUUUGCGAAUUGGCUAGAAAAAAUCCUAGAAAUUAUCUUAGUUUAGCUCCUGUUUUUUUUAAAUUGAUGACAACAUCGACAAAUAAUUGGAUGCUUAUUAAAAUUAUUAAAUUGUUUGGUGCAUUGACACCUUUAGAACCACGCCUUGGAAAAAAAUUAAUCGAACCUUUAACUAAUCUUAUUCACAGUACAUCAGCCAUGUCUUUGUUAUACGAAUGUAUAAAUACAGUAAUUGCAGUUCUUAUAUCGAUAUCAAGUGGAAUGCCAACACACAGUGCUUCCAUUCAAUUAUGCGUUCAAAAAUUAAGAAUUCUCAUCGAGGAUUCAGAUCAAAAUUUGAAAUAUUUGGGUUUGUUAGCAAUGUCAAAAAUAUUAAUUACACAUCCGAAAUCAGUUCAAGCGCACAAAGAUCUUAUUCUUCAGUGUUUAGAUGACAAAGAUGAAUCGAUUAGAUUAAGAGCAUUGGAUUUAUUAUAUGGAAUGGUUUCGAAGAAAAAUUUAAUGGAAAUAGUUAAAAAAUUAAUGGUUCAUAUGGAUAAAGCAGAAGGAACAUCUUACAGAGAUCAGCUCCUAUCGAAAAUAAUACAAAUUUGCUCUCAGAACAAUUAUCAACACAUAACAAAUUUUGAAUGGUACGUAAGCGUUUUGGUCGACGUGACACGAAUGGAAGGAAGUCAAAAAGGACCGUUAAUUGCCGAUCAAAUGAUGGAUGUCGCUCUCAGGGUAAAAGCCAUCCGUGGUUUUUGCGUCGAGCAAAUGAGUUUGCUCCUGGAAAACGCUCAAAUAAUCGCGGGUUCCGGUUGUUCGAGUUCGAACAUGACUCAAGUUUUAUAUGCAGCCGCUUGGAUUUGCGGUGAAUUCGCAUCGGAAUUGCCAAAUCCGCGAACGACGUUAGAAGCUUUAUUGAAUGGAAAGGGAGUCACGAAUUUACCCGGUCACAUUCAAGCCGUUUACAUUCAAAACAUUUUGAAAAUAUUCUCGUUGUUAUUUACGAAAGGAAACGAAAGCGGAGAUUUGAAACAAGUUACGGAAUUGUGCGAAUUAAUAUGCGAUAAAUUACCCGAAUACGUGUCGUCUGCGGAUUUGGAAGUCCAAGAAAGAGCGAGUUCGGCAUUGCAUUUGAUGAAAUUCGUUCAAAAACAUUUGGAAAAAAACGAUGGUUCUUUAGCUGUAGAAAUGGCGUCACUAUUUGCCGGAGAAUUGAAUCCCGUUGCACCGAAAGCCCAAAAGAAAGUUCAGAUUCCGGAGGGUUUGGAUUUGGACGCUUGGAUAAACGAACCCCUGAGUUCGGAAAGUUCUUCGGACGGCGAAGAAUUCAACACUCAAAUAUUUUCAAAAUGCGAAGGUUUCGGUGGGGAUUUACAAUCGUAUGGUGCUAAGAAAAAAUCAGAGGAACUCACGGAGGAAGAACUCAACAAAAGGAGAAUGGCUAGAAAAUUAGAGCAAGCAAACAAUUUGUAUUAUUUAAAAUCGGAAGACAGGGAUAGAGGAGACGGGAUAUGUAAUAACAUACCCGUUCAAAAUAUAGAAUUAGAUGUACCGUUGAAAAUCCCCGGAUUGACGACGUCUGAUAAAUAUUUAAAAGUUAAAAAGGAAAAGGAUAAUAAUAAUAAAAAAAGCAAGAAAAAAACUAAGAAAUCGAAAAAGGGUCGAAAGGAAAUUUCGAGCGAAGAUGAAAAUCCGGAGCCUCUCGUCAUCGUCAACACGGCCAUCGGUGAAAUGCCCGAAGGUGCCAUCAUGUCGGAUGGUGAAAACGACGACGACGACGACGAAUCGAACAACGAUCCACACAAAGCUCUGGAUAUUAAUUUAGACGAGCCGUUGAGAGAAGAAGAAAAAUUACCGGUACCGACACACAGGACUUCUCUCAAUCUCUCGGAUGAUAAAUCGGGUAAAGAAAAGGAAGGCAAAAGCGGUAGCAGUCAACAAAAAAUGAAAAAUAAAAACAAAAAAGACAAUAAAGAUGAGAAAGUGAGGAAAAAAAAAGAAAAUUCAAACAAGGAGAAAAAAAAGAAAAAGGGAAAAGAUGAUACGACGGAGAGGGAGAGGGGAGAAGAGGAAAAAGACGACGGGAAACAAUCGAAAACGGGAGGAAAAGGAGAGAAUAUAGAUUUUUGGCUGUUGGAUGAUUCCGCGCCGUCGAGAAAUUACGCGGAAGUGGAAUCGAACGAAUACGAAGACAUGACGAAGACGAAACAUAAGAAAAAGAAAAAAAAAGGAACGACGGAGAAAAAAACGGGGACGGAUGACAAAACCGGGAGAAUGAAAAAAACGAAACGAAUGUCAAAAGACAAACAGGGAGGUUUAUUGCUCCUCGAUGAAAAUCCAAACGGUGACGAUUCUUCCAUUCUCGCGAAAGAAAAUCUACUCGAGAGUCUCAUGAGUUCGGAAAAUGUAGAAAAAAGGAAAAGCCUUAACAGUAACAAUAACAAUAACAAAAACAAUAACAUAAAUAAUAACAUUAACAAUAUGAACAAUAUAAAUAAUUCGAUGGUUAACGGAUAUCAAGAUGGCGGAGGUGGUGGCGGUGACGUCACAAGAGGAUUAAAUAAAUUUUCAAUUUUGGGAAAGGAUGACAUUGUUAAAUUGAUGUACGACAUACGAGUCGUCGACGAAAUGAGAAAUCAUUUGAUGAUGAUUCUUUCGAUAUCGAAUCGAAAACCCGGAACUCAAAUUCGAGACAUGAUAUUAAACAUAUCGGAAUCGGGUCCGAUUCAAUUGUUGAGAGAACCGGGAACGGAUCGAUAUGACGACAUUAAAAUCGAUUGUCAAUUGAUCGAUAGUCAACAGACGAAAGAAACCGAAUUGAAUUUCAUCGUGUCCGAUUGUUCCAAGUCGCAUAAAAUACGCGGAACUUUUACCUACAAGCAUCAAGAUCCGGGAGGUGUUUUAAGUCAGGAUAAAAUAGAUUUUUGGUUGAGAUUUCCGGUUUCUCGAUUGUUGAGCAAUUACGUACCGUCUCAAAUGGAAUAUUCGGCACUUUUGUCCGGAGGAACUUUAUCGUGCAAGCAAACAUUCCGUAUAGAAAAUCAAUCCUUUAGUCAGGUUCUCGAUCAGGUAUGCGAAAGGUUUAAUUUAAAACUAAUAGAAAAGGUUGACGAAACGGCGGCGUCUUUGUUUUCAAGAACGUUGACCGGACAAAACGUUUGCAUUCUCAUCAAAUCCGGAAAUCUCGUCGAAAAUCCGGUGGUGAGUCUCGAUGGUAAAAGUGAAUCCGACAUGUUUUUGUUUAGCCUUUUCGAAGAAAUCAAAUCAUUUUUCGUUUCAUAG
Messenger RNA from Pediculus humanus corporis (human body louse), 3888 nucleotides. RefSeq names its product AP-3 complex subunit delta-1, putative. NCBI's taxonomy places the organism in Eukaryota, Metazoa, Arthropoda, Insecta, Psocodea, Pediculidae. Gene Ontology annotation, cellular component: membrane coat; presynaptic endosome; terminal bouton. Gene Ontology annotation, biological process: synaptic vesicle membrane organization; protein targeting to vacuole; synaptic vesicle budding from endosome. Bases 1 to 3888 code for a protein of 1295 amino acids. The transcript has 18 exons. The record is from RefSeq and is a predicted model, not a curated record.